AUGGCCGCACUCUACUCCCUGCCGAAGCUGCCCUACGCCUACAAUGCUUUGGAGCCCAGCAUCUCGGCCCAGAUCAUGCAGCUGCACCACAGCAAGCACCACCAAGCCUACGUGACCAACCUCAACAACGCGCUCCAGACCUACACAGCGGCCUCCGACGACAUCGCCACCCAGAUUGCCCUCCAAAGCGCCAUCAAGUUCAACGGCGGUGGCCACAUCAACCACUCUCUUUUCUGGGAGAAUCUGGCCCCCGCCGGCUCCGUCGCGGCAAACCCCGAGUCCGCACCGACCCUCACGGCCGCCGUUGGCAAGACGUGGGGCAGCCUCGACGGCUUCAAAGCCGCCUUCACAAAGGCGCUCUUGGGGCUGCAGGGCAGUGGAUGGGGCUGGCUUGUCAAGGAAGGGGCCAGCCUGAGAAUCAUCACAACCAAGGACCAGGACCCCGUUGUUGGUGCUGAGGUGCCCAUUCUGGGAGUCGACAUGUGGGAGCACGCGUACUAUUUGCAGUAUCUGAACGGCAAGGCGACGUACGUCGAGAACAUCUGGAAGGUGAUAAACUGGGAGACGGCCGAGUCGCGCUUCAAGGGUGGUAAGGACGAUGCCUUCAAGCUUCUCAGGGCUUCCAUGUGA
Molecule: messenger RNA, 630 nt
Organism: Ustilaginoidea virens
Lineage: Eukaryota; Fungi; Ascomycota; Sordariomycetes; Hypocreales; Clavicipitaceae
Exons: 3
Coding region: 1-630 (209 amino acids)
Biological process (GO): superoxide metabolic process
Cellular component (GO): mitochondrion
Molecular function (GO): superoxide dismutase activity; metal ion binding
Source: RefSeq, a predicted model, not a curated record